AUUCGUGUUGUGAUGUUCAGAGACUGGGGGCUUUCUCGCUCUGCCGGUGUCUGCUCGAGAGCUACUGCAUUCCUAAGGCCGGGGUUCUGAGAAUAUGAACAUAGUGGAGGUGUUGAAGUGACUUGACCUGCUCGCUUCUGAAACCCAAACGCCUAGUAAAUUGGGGGACCGCGGACCAACCCGCAACCCACCCCCCUCAACGACGGCGCCAUCCCCGACGACAAAGGCGCGACAACUGCUGCCAAUACAUCUGUGCCUUUCCAUUGACAGUUUACCUACAGCACCAUGUCGUCGUACCUCAACAAUCUCCUCACCAACACUACGUCACGAUACAACAACCUUCGACGGCAGCUUCUGUCCGACGGCGCAGACGGCGACACAGAAGAUGAUUCACACAUCUCGCGGGUGCUUCGCGCAUACUACACAGAGAAAGGCAGGCCGUUCCCGCAAUGGCUGCCGGCCGACCCCAAAACGCCGCAACCUGCGCCCGCCCAGUUCGCGUCAUCAUCUGGACGACAGCAAGGACAAGCACCAGCAAUGGGGCGAGGUGGAGGACUGAGUGAUCUGUGGGAUACUCCUCAGCCGCAGCAACCACCACGAGAGCCGCUCUCGUUGCGCCGAGGAGCUGGAGCACGGGGAGGAGGGGCACGUCCACUCCAGGCCCGCAUGGGCAGCUCGCUGACACCAGAGCCGCAAGUUCAUGGCAGGCCUCUACCAAGUCAAAGAGCUGGGAGCUAUCAGACCACACUGGGAGGACGCCCACAAAUGGACCCGUCACCCCCGCCAAGCGCAGGAUCAGGGACAUCAGCUCAGGAGAGGCUCAAGGCUAGGCUAUGGGGAUCAGGGCGGUCCAGUAGCCCAGUACAGAGUGCGCCGUCGACAGAUUCGACUAGCAUGCGAAACCCAUACGAACGACCGACGCAGCAACAAGGCGGACGAGUGCCUUAUCCCGACGAGCGCAGUAACAGCUAUGGAAGCAAUGGCAGCGGUGGUGGAAGAGGGAACGACGACCCAUAUGCAUCACAAGGUGGAGGGGGAGGGGGAGGAUACGGUGGUAGCGCACCACCACAACGCGGCCCACAAGGUGGACGCGUUGGACUACCGAGCGGACCUCGCAUGCGUUAAUGAGUCUCGUGGCAUAUGCAGCAUGGCGCACUUGGAGUUUGUUUUUGGGGGG
Messenger RNA from Cucurbitaria berberidis CBS 394.84, 1177 nucleotides. RefSeq lists its product as uncharacterized. NCBI's taxonomy places the organism in Eukaryota, Fungi, Ascomycota, Dothideomycetes, Pleosporales, Cucurbitariaceae. Bases 286 to 1125 code for a protein of 279 amino acids. The record is from RefSeq and is a predicted model, not a curated record. The transcript has a single exon.